Messenger RNA from Hibiscus syriacus, 735 nucleotides. RefSeq lists its product as uncharacterized. NCBI's taxonomy places the organism in Eukaryota, Viridiplantae, Streptophyta, Magnoliopsida, Malvales, Malvaceae. Bases 55 to 510 code for a protein of 151 amino acids. The transcript is spliced from 3 exons. The record is from RefSeq and is a predicted model, not a curated record.
GCCAAAGCGCAUCUAAUUCUAAGCCUCAUUUCUCACUUUCCUCUCACUACAAACAUGCAAAGACUAUCCUUAGGCUCUCCCACCUCCAAGCUCCACAUCCAUGGUGGAGAAGAUAUUACCAGAGCCGAUGAUCACAAACGCCGAGUUAUCAUCGACGGCGAGGAUCGCAAAGACAGUCAACCUCUUCGAUUGUCUUUUUCGCCUUCUUCUCCGUCGUUGCCGUCGCCUCCUAAGUCUGAGAAUCUCAUUCAUCUCAUUCCUGUUCUCACUCUCCUUUGCUUCCUCAUUCUUUACCUAAAUUCUCACAGUCCUUCUCAAUCUGAUUUGGCAGAUUUUAACGGAUUCAAGCAUUCCUCAAAGCAUUUAGAUUCACGCGAAAUCGGCGAUUUAGGCCGAUUUAUGGAGAUUCAGAGAGGCGAUGUUUUGGCUAUUCGAAGCCAGAGGAAUUUGCAAGAGCUUGAUAAGUUCGUUUCGAAGUAUCGUCCUCACCGGAAAAUCGCCGAUUUCUAGGCGGCCUCCUUCAGUUUUCCAUCGAUCGGUUUCUCUCUCUCUCUUACGAUUCCGAUGUCGUUCAUGGUCUAGCUGACUAUAUGCCAACACGUGCUGGUUAUACUUGCACGUGAGAGGCAUUUUUUUUUGUUGAACAUGUAUAUUUAAAUUGAAUGUUAAUUUGUUGGUUUGAGAAGCAAAUAUCUUAGCUGCCGGUACGUGCGCAGCUCCUGGUCAGUUGUUUUA